UCGAAAAUCCUGCUUGAUUGAACGUUGGAUCUCACAAGAGAUCUAAUCAGUCAAACUUGAAAAGUAAAACGAUGAGAGGUCAAAGACUAUACUGCAAGACACAAGGAUGUCAGCCUUGUAGUAGUCUUAGACUUCUCAUCGUUUCAGUUCACAGACGUUCGAUUUUCUCCUAAUAUCGUCAACAGAGCGAAGAAAAUAACUUCUGCGGGGGAUUGAACAAGCGCCAACUCAAGUGGUUAGGCGUGGGUAAAAAGAGAUAAACGACUUGCACACACUCGUAGACUUGAUUGGAAAUACUGCUAACAACACCUCAUAGUGUUUUGUACCAACACAGCGGCAAUAAAGUUUGUUUACAAGAUUAAAAUUCUCAAUAUUUUGGUAUAAUGAUUGCAAAAAUGAGUUAUACUUAAUGCUUGGAACCAUCCGAAAAUUGUUAAGAUUUUAUAGGGGGAGUUGUACUUUUAUAUUCAUUUUCUUCGUAAGACAGCAAAUAGGACAAGCGUAUUAUCUCAAAAAGCGGUUUGUUUGAUUCCUGUCCAGUUUUAUGGCCAAUAUACGAUAUACCUCACAAUGAUUGCUUGGAAGAAUUAAUUUCAAUAGCGCGCAGUGGUCAUAAUUAGUGAACUGUAAACAAAUUGUCAACUUGUCAUCUCUCCGCUACAUCAAUGUUGCAAUUCUGUCAGAGCGACGCUGGCAUUAGUGGUCAAACAACAAAUGCAGUUCCGCUCUCCGACAGUUGGAGAAAAGCCGCUCUUAAUUUAUUUGUUCUAGUGUCCUGAAUUAGCGUUUGUAUUCAAACAGUAAGAGGGCAGGUGUAUGUAAAAAUUUGUCAUGAAAUAUAUGUAAAUACAAUGAUUGGAUCAAUUCUUAACACUCGGGUGACUACAUGCAUAUACAUGCAGAAAUUAGAUCAAUAAGUUGUAAUCAUUUGGAGAAAAGACUCAUUCCAUAGGACAACAUGGUCUCUUAAUUUGUAACAAGUUUAUUUCACUAUUUCACACAUAAAAGAAAUGGUUCCAUUUGGUUUCCGAGGCCGUUUUGUUCUCCAAUCACUACCAUCUUAGAAUCAAUAUCAUGGACUCACUGGAAUCGCUUUCCCUCGAACUUGCCACAAGAAAAGGUGAACUUGUUUGGAUUGAAACGGGUUUGUUUGCUAUCAUCAAUGUAGCAGCUUUCGUUGGAAAUCUCUCCGUUUGUUACGCUGUGUAUAGAAACCAGAGGCUUCGGACGCUCUCCAACAUGUUUGUUGUAGCGCUGGCUAUUAGCGAUAUUCUGAUGUCCACCUGCUGUAUGCCUUUUUCAGUGGCAACUCUAAUCCAAGGACAGUGGAUUUUCGGUGAGGCCUUUUGCCGUUUUCACGGUUUUGGAGUGUUCACGUUUGGACUAGCAUCUCUCCACACCAUGGGUAUAAUCGCAGUGAGUCGUUAUUUCUGUGUCGUGAGACCGGAAAAGUACAUCGUGUUAUUCAAAAAACAACGAACUUUGAUGUACAUAGCCGUUGUAUGGUGUGUGGCUUUGAUCGGAUCUGUGCCUCCAUUCUUCUUCGAACACAUCGGAUUUGAAUUCCAGCCCGGUAAAGCCAUGUGUUUGUACACAUUCGAUGCCAACAUUGCUUAUACAAUUUUUAUUGAGUGCGUUUACAUCGCUACCCCCUUAUCACUCAUCGCAUUCUGCUACUCUAAGGUGUUCUACACAGUGUCGCGAUCCAAUCGAGUUUUCUCUCACGAAAACAACCCUCAGCAGCUCAGAACUAACGUGGAAGAAGCAAAAGUGACCAAAACUUUAGCAGCAGUGAUGGUGGGCUUCGCAUGCUGCUGGCUUCCAGUUUGCAUCAUCGACUACAUUGAUGCUGCUCGCGGGAAACCCACUUUGGCGCGGCAGGCUUACCUUACAUACGGGUUCUUAGUUUACCUGAGUAGCACCAUUAACCCCUUCAUAUAUGGUGCAACACAUAAGCAAUUCAGACAAGAGUACAAGGCUGUUUUGAGAGAUAUGUUUUGCUUUAGAGGGAGUCGAAGUACAGGAGUUUCCGAUGUUAUUUCUGUCGAUGAGAGCCGACGAACUCGCCAGAAAGCACAAACCACGAGCUUAGAAUAAGGAAAGUAGAAUAGAUGCUUCCUGCCGUGAAAUAUUUGCUAUGUGCUUCCUCAUUAUCCCCAUUAGUUAAGAACCUACAAUUAAUCCCGAAAAUCAAGGCACAGAAUCUGCAACAGAGUGCGUAGCUAUGCAAACAAACCCAUUCUGGUAUAUCUUUGGAAUAAAGUCCAGUGUUAUCCAUAUGGAAUUUGUUUUCAUUGCUGGUGCUGAUCUGUUCCAAAAAUUGUCUCGAGAAAAGUCAAUAAUUUUCGGCUAAGCGUCAAGAUACGUCACCCAGUUAAAGUGCCUAUGAAGUAAAAAAUAAUUGCUGCUUAUUUGAAAGGCUUUUCAAAGUAAAGAAGAGUGGCGUUUUCCUUUUUGGAAUUCGUUUAAGAGAUAUUUACGUUUUUAUAAGGAAUGUGAUGACGUCAUAGUUGGUUUCACUAAAACAGCACAACACUCAAUUGAGAUUAACUCUAGAAAUAU
Molecule: messenger RNA, 2562 nt
Organism: Orbicella faveolata
Lineage: Eukaryota; Metazoa; Cnidaria; Anthozoa; Scleractinia; Merulinidae
Product: melatonin receptor type 1B-like
Biological process (GO): G protein-coupled receptor signaling pathway
Cellular component (GO): membrane
Molecular function (GO): G protein-coupled receptor activity
Source: RefSeq, a predicted model, not a curated record